This is a messenger RNA of Synchytrium microbalum, 1167 nucleotides long. RefSeq lists its product as uncharacterized. Gene Ontology annotation, molecular function: transmembrane protein transporter activity. Gene Ontology annotation, cellular component: mitochondrial outer membrane; mitochondrial outer membrane translocase complex. Bases 1 to 1167 code for a protein of 388 amino acids. The record is from RefSeq and is a predicted model, not a curated record. The transcript is spliced from 4 exons. Gene Ontology annotation, biological process: protein import into mitochondrial matrix. NCBI's taxonomy places the organism in Eukaryota, Fungi, Chytridiomycota, Chytridiomycetes, Synchytriales, Synchytriaceae.
AUGAAUACUUUAUGGGAGAGACUAUCCGAGUUCCGGCAACGGAUGAGGCUGCCAUGUCCUGGAACUUAUGAGAACCUGCAUAGGGACAUUAAAGGUGUCAUGCCAACAUUGCAUGUCAUUGAUGGAGCUAAAGUCGAUUUGACUUCCAUGCUCUCGCCUGCAUUCCAAGUCACCCAUUCAUUUGCUUGGGCUAGUCAGCAAUACCCUCCAACUUAUCACUUUGGUGCUGGGUAUAUCGGAAAGCAGGCCUUCAUGCACGGACAAGUAGAUAGCGAUGGAAACUUGCAAGCACGAGCAAACUAUUCGUGGUUGCAACCAUCUGAAGCACCAGCACCACCACCAGUGCAAGCUCCAAAGCCAGGUGAACCUCAACAAACACAACCACCGCCACCACCAGCACCACCAUCGAAAGCACCAACAUCAACAACAAAGCUACAGAUGCAAUUCAGCAGCAUGCAAAACAUGUUACAAAUAGAACACGAACAUGUCGGAUCUGACUGGUCUCUAAACGUAAAGGCCAUAAAUCCAAACCCUAUUGAUGUACCCCCAUCAUAUCUACUCGCUACACCUCCAGUGGGCAGAAAAACACACCCAUCAUCCAUCACGGGUAUAUACGCUGCCUCAUAUCUCCAAUCAAUCACAUCAUCUCUAGCAGUCGGCGGUGAAUUCUUGUACCAGAGACCUAAUCCAGAUGUAGAAGAACCCGCGUUAACUCUGGCCAUCAGAUACGCCCCGUUACCAACAUCAGCAGUCCCACCACCGCCCGUUCUACCCGCUGGUUUCCCAUCUCCAUACCAGCCAGUAAACCCAAACGAUCCAACAGAAGUACUGACUGCUACAUAUCAGCCAUCUAAUGGUUUAUUGCAUACCUCAUACUAUAAAAAAAUUAAUCAGAGAUUGGAGGUCGCUGCUGAAUUGCAAUUGCUUAUUACUAUGGGUAGUGCUAGAAGUGAAGGUGUCAGACAGGGUAUUGCGUCGGUUGGGUUUAAAAUGGAUACCGUCUUUGCUACAGUCCGUGGUAUGGUAGAUACACAGGGUAAAGUUAGUACAGUUAUCGAGGAACGACUUGCUCAAGGGUUGAGUUUCCAACUCUCUGGUGAAAUGGACUAUUCUAAAGGUCAAGGAGGUGCUGGUCGUGUUGGAAUUGGCUUCACUUUGGAAGCCUAG